Delphinapterus leucas (beluga whale) is the source of this 384-nucleotide messenger RNA. NCBI's taxonomy places the organism in Eukaryota, Metazoa, Chordata, Mammalia, Artiodactyla, Monodontidae. The record is from RefSeq and is a predicted model, not a curated record.
AUGCUAACCAAGAGGACUGCUUGCAGAUCCUCGGGCAGGAAAGCGCCUGCAAGGAGCUGGCCACUAAGACUGCUGGAAAAGAGCCCCCUCUAUCGGCGGGGUGAGAAAACCUCACCGCGGCAGGCCCAGAUCUGUUACCAGAAAUCAACUGAGCUUCUGAUCUGGAAGCUGAUUUUCCAGAGGUGGAUAAGGGAGAUUGCCCAGGAUUUCAAAACUGACUGGAGGUUUCCGAGUGCUGCCACAGGCGUGCUUCAGGAAGCUAGUGAAGCAUACCUGGUGGGCUUACUUGAAGGUCCUAAUCUGCGUGCCGUCCGUGCUAAGAGAGUCACCAUCAGGCCCAAAGACAUCCAGCUGGCUCGCUGGAUGUGGGGAGAGAGAGCUUAA